CGAGGAAGGGUUAAGCAAGGAAAUAGUAAUCACAGACAAGCAUGGCUGCCAAGGUGGGCUUAACCAAGAGAGCUGAUCCUGGUGACUUGAAGACCGUUUUUUUAAAGUAUGCAAGUGUUCAUCAGAAUGGUGAAUAUUUUAUGUCUCCUGAUGAUUUUGUGAAACGCUUUCUGAAUACAUACAGUGAUGGUGAACCAGAUCCAAAAACCGUUAAGCUUCUUGCAGGAGUAGUGGAUCAAACAAAGGAUGGGUUGAUAUCAUUUCAAGAAUUCCUGGCUUUUGAGUCUGUACUUUGUGCCCCUGAUGCUUUGUUCAUGGUAGCCUUUCAACUCUUUGAUAAUGCUGGUAAAGGAGAAGUCACAUAUGAGGAUAUUAAGAAUGUUUUCAGUCAGACUACAAUCCACCAGCACAUUCCAUUCGGCUGGAACAGUGAGUUCAUGCAGCUACACUUCGGAAAAGAUAGAAAGAAACACCUUACCUAUGCUGAAUUUACGCAGUUUUUACUGGAAAUGCAGUUGGAACAUGCAAGGCAAGCAUUCAUACAGCGGGACAAAGAUAAGACUGGUGCCAUCACUUCCAUAGACUUUAGGGAUAUCAUGGUCACAAUCCGUCCACACGUCUUAACACCAUUUGUCGAGGAAUGUCUGGUGGCUGCUGCUGGAGGUACGACAGCUCGCCAAGUCAGCUUUUCGUACUUCAAUGGUUUUAACUCCCUCCUUAACAACAUGGAGCUGAUUAGGAAGAUUUACAGCACCCUUGCUGGCACAAAAAAAAAUGUGGAAGUCACUAAAGAGGAAUUUGUUCUUGUUGCACAGAAAUUUGGCCAGGUGACACCAAUGGAAGUUGACAUUUUGUUUCAGUUAGCAGAUUUGUAUGAACCACGUGGACGUGUGUCACUGUCUGAUAUUGAAAGAAUCGCACCGCUGGAGGAAGGGGCUAUACCACACAACCUGGCUGAAGCUCAGAGACAGCAGCAUGUCCCAGGUGAUGGAUCCCGUCCUAUUCUGAUCCAGGUAGCAGAGUCAGCAUACAGGUUCGCUCUUGGCUCUAUUGCUGGAGCGGUUGGUGCCACUGCUGUGUAUCCCAUUGAUCUGGUGAAAACUCGAAUGCAAAACCAGAGGUCUACCGGCUCAUUUGUAGGAGAGCUUAUGUACAAGAGUAGCUUUGACUGCUUUAAGAAAGUGCUUCGUUAUGAGGGCUUCUUUGGACUUUACAGAGGUUUGCUGCCCCAGUUGCUAGGUGUGGCACCUGAAAAGGCUAUAAAACUUACGGUGAAUGAUUUUGUAAGAGACAAGUUUACUACAAGGGAAGGUACGGUGCCUUUUCCUGCAGAGAUCUUAGCUGGUGGAUGUGCUGGAGGAUCACAAGUGAUUUUUACAAACCCGCUAGAGAUCGUCAAGAUUCGAUUGCAAGUAGCCGGUGAGAUUACAACAGGUCCACGAGUGAGUGCCUUGACUGUGCUCCGGGAUCUAGGCUUCUUUGGACUGUACAAGGGCGCAAAAGCUUGCUUCCUGCGUGACAUCCCUUUCUCUGCAAUUUACUUUCCUUGCUACGCUCACACCAAAUCAGCCCUUGCAAAUGAAAAUGGACAAGUCAGUGCUGGUAACUUGCUCUUAGCUGGUGCUAUAGCUGGUAUGCCGGCAGCUUCUUUGGUAACUCCUGCUGAUGUCAUUAAGACAAGAUUACAGGUAGCGGCUCGAGCUGGACAGACUACAUAUAGUGGUGUUAUAGAUUGCUUUAUAAAAAUACUUCGUGAGGAAGGACCAAGAGCUUUCUGGAAAGGAGCUGGAGCCCGUGUGUUUCGAUCAUCCCCCCAAUUUGGCGUAACUCUGGUGACUUACGAAUUGCUUCAGAGAUGGUUUUAUAUUGAUUUUGGUGGAGUGAAGCCAAAAGGAUCUGAACCCCUUCCAAAAUCCAGGAUUACAUUGCCAGCAGCUAAUCCUGACCACAUUGGUGGGUACAAGCUAGCUGUUGCUACAUUUGCAGGAAUCGAGAGCAAAUUUGGACUGUACCUACCACGAUUUAUGCCUACCUCACCAGCUGCAGUAGCCACAAGUCCAGUAUCUUGAAGACAGUUUUGAAAACACGUUUGUGAUUCAUUACCAUUUCCUUGGUUUUUACAACGUGCAUUGCCGCACUCUGUUAUGUCUGAACUGGUUCACAUGGAGUCUGUGUUACUUAAAAUUAGCAAAAUAGUUCAUUUAUCUAAGUUAUAGAGUUGGUUCAAAAUUUAUUCUUAGUGCAUUCUGUAAUCCCUUUGUAGGUUCCCAAAAAUGCAUUUUCCCUCCUUUUCAUACAACUGACUGUUUUUAAGAGUCUAGAAUGUAUACCUUUAUAGGUCAGUUCAAAAUGUGAACUGUUUAGUCACAUACAGCACCUUAGCUUUAUGUGAGCCCAGACAAUGAAUGUUUUAGUCCUAAAAGUGUGCUUCGAUAAAGCAGAAUGCAGACUGUUUUAACCAGCUGUUAACAAGGACUGACCUUCUCUUGAAGAAUUUUUAUUCACAUAUAUGCAUUUAAGACUGUUGCUGAGAACAAAUUAUUACUAGCAUAAAUCAGCAAUGCACUGAUGUAUUAAACACAGCUUUUUGUGAAUAAACUUGUGUAUUGUAAUCAAGCCAGUAUGAUUAAUGGAUUUGAAGCAUUUCACGCACAUUUCUGAAUUGUAUACUGUACAUUGUAUUCUGUAUAUUUCUUUCUGUGAGGCAUUGCAUGGUCUCAGUAAUUGGGAGAAUGUCGAAUUUUUAAAUCGGUAUGGCCUACUGUAGGCACAAUUUGCAGUGUCUGCUGUUGGGCACAUCCUGGGUCUCCUUGAUUCUCAGAUAUGUUGUAGCACUAAUAUCUGGCCUUAUGAAAAUGUACGUGACUAACUGACACACAAUGGCUGUUAAAGAUGCCUUUGAGAAAUAUCAGCUGUUAUUCUUUAAACAGUUCAUUUAUGAUGGCCAUGUUGAGAUUAAAUGCUGCUUAGCACUGAAGUCAGUAACAGCUUAACCCGGUAGGCAAUGUCUCCAGAUCAGCAGAACCACUGUAACGGUGGACCGUUGAGCUGCAAUUUUUUUUUUUUACAUUUCACAUGUUUAUAAUAGUGAAUCAUGUUUGUAAUGAAACAUAUGUACAUUGUGUAAUUAACUGUAAAAACAAUUCAGUGUUUCAGAGACUCUGAAGCAACAGUAUGUGGAUUGAGAUAGUUAUUAAAAAAGACUGUUUAUUUUUUCCUUCCCAUAUUAAAACAAUAAACAUUACAGAACUGGUCCAUGAAAUGCAUUGUUUUGAUCCAUCCCAGCAAUAAAGUUUUUUAAUCAUUUAAAACAAA
Molecule: messenger RNA, 3315 nt
Organism: Protopterus annectens (West African lungfish)
Lineage: Eukaryota; Metazoa; Chordata; Ceratodontiformes; Protopteridae
Gene: SLC25A13
Product: solute carrier family 25 member 13
Exons: 18
Coding region: 42-2069 (675 amino acids)
Biological process (GO): L-glutamate transmembrane transport; aspartate transmembrane transport; malate-aspartate shuttle
Molecular function (GO): L-aspartate transmembrane transporter activity; L-glutamate transmembrane transporter activity; calcium ion binding
Source: RefSeq, a predicted model, not a curated record